AUGCUAUAUGCUUGGUUGGAGCCUGUUGGCGGCGCUGCGCGCUGUGCGCUGACGCGCAGGCGCAGAGCGGCGGGGCGGGCUCUGCAGUCGCGGGCUUUGGGUGCGGCGCCGCCCAGAUGGAGCUGGUGCGCCGGGAGUCCCGCCUCCCGCUGCGGCCUGUCAGCGGUGACCGCGGCCGACGCCGGCACCGCCCGCAGCCCGGCCAUGGAUCUGUUGUCAUUCAAGGAUGUGUCCGUUGAUUUCUCUCCAGAGGAGCUGGAAUGCCUAGACCCUUCUCAGUGGAAUUUGUAUAGGGAUGUGAUGUUGGAGAACUACAGAAACCUUGUCUUUCUGGGUCUUGCUGUGUGUAAACCAUACCUGGUCACCAUUUUGGAACAAUCAAAGCAACCUUGGAAUGUUGAGAUUAAAGAGCCUAGGACCACAUAUCCAGCAAACAUUGGCAAAUACAGCAAUUCUGCAGAAGACUUUCAGCAGUCCUCUAAAGCAUCCAUCAUUCAGGGUGUCCAUUUUCAACAGAACCCUUACAAAUACAAAGAAUGUAGAAAAGCUUCUCUCAGUGACUCAUCCUCAAACCAACAUCAGUGGGUUGAUAAAGCAGAUAAGCCCUACAGAUGUAAAGAAUGUGGCAGACAUUUUAAAUCUCAUUCCUCCUUAACUAUGCACAAAGUACUUCACACUGGUGCAAAACUGUACAAAAGUGAAGAAGGUGGGAAAAGCUUCAAAACUGAUGGUAAUAUUAGACAACAUCAUUUACUUCAUACAGGAGAGAAAACAUACAAAUGUAAGGAAUGUGACAAAAGCUUCAAUAGGCCUAUAAAACUUAAAGAACAUCAUCUAAUUCAUACUGGAGAGAGACCAUACAAAUGCCAGGAAUGUGGCAAAGCUUUCAGGAAUAAAACAACCCUUAAUCGGCACUGUAUACUCCAUAGGGUAGAUAAUCCUUACAAAUGUGAAGAAUGUGGGAAAGCUUUCAGUACUAAUACACACCUUAAUCAGCAUGGUAUACUUCAUGCAGUAGAUAAUCCAUACAAAUGUCAGGAAUGUGGGAAAGCUUUCACAAGUAACACAAACCUUAGUCAGCAUUAUUUAAUUCAUACAGGGGAGAAACCAUACAAAUGUAGAGAAUGUGGCAAAGCUUUCAGAUCUCGUCCAAACCUUAUUACACAUGAAAAAAUUCAUACUGGACCAAAACCAUACAAGUGCAGUGAAUGUGACAAAACCUUUAAGUGUUCUGUUCACUUGAUUCAGCACUUGAAAAUUCAUGGAGACGGGCUUUCGUAUAUAUGCAACCAGUGUGGCAAACGCUUUAAGUAUUACUCACAGCUUAAUGUCCAUCAGAUCAUUCAUACUGGAGAGAGACCCUAUAUAUGUAAAGAAUGUGGCAGAGACUUUCGUCGUCCUUCAUGUCUUAGGAAACAUCAGAUGCUUCAUACUGGAGAGACGCCCUAUAGAUGUGAGGAAUGUGGCAAAGCCUGUUACUGUUUUUCCCAUCUUAAACGACAUCAGAGAAUCCAUUAUGAGGGACGCUACCAUUGUCAAGCAUGUGACAAAGCCUUUGAUAAUCGGUCAACCCUUCUUAUACAUCAGAAUGCUCAUACUGGAGAAAAACCAUAUAGUUGUAAGGAAUGUGGCAAAUCCUAUUAUGGUUCUAAACAGCUUAAAGUGCAUCAGAAAAUACAUACUGGAGAAAGACCCUAUGCAUGUAAAGAAUGUGGCAAAGCCUUUAAUAGUCGCUCAACCCUUAUUGUACACCAGAGAAUUCAUACUGGGGAGAAACCGUAUAGUUGUAAAGAAUGUGGACAAGCCUUUUACUGUUAUUCCCAAGCUUAUCGACACCAGAAGAUUCAUACUGGAGAGAGACCACAUGCAUGUAAAGAAUGUGGCAAAGGUUUCAUCACUUGCUGGCAUCUUAAGCAGCAUGAAAAGACUCAUAUUCAAGGGAAGCCCUAGCAGCAUGAAGAAGGGCAAAGUCUUCAAUAGUAGUUCAACCCCUUCUAAAGACCAGAUGAUUCACACAGGAGAAAACCCUUCUGAAUACAAGGAAUCUGGCAAAACCAUUAAAGAAUUGCACAGCCCUUGAAUCUAUCAGCCCACGAAGGAAACAAUACAAAUGUAAGGAUUGUGGACAACUUUAAGGAGUUACACAACAGUGACUGAACACCUACAAUCCAAGCAUAUGUCCCCUCCCCAGAACAGCCAGACGAUAUACUUGAAAUCCUUUUAUAUGGUACAGAAUGUAAUGAUUUUUUUGUCUUAUUUUUUAAAUUUUUAUUUAUUUGCAAGUAAGAGAAUGUGGAUGGGUGUACUAGGACCUCCAGCUGCUAUAACCAAACUCCAAAUGUAUGUGCCAUUCUGUGUAUCUGGUUUUACGUGUGUACUGGGGAACUGAACCUGAUUCAUUGGGUUUUUGCAGGCAAGUGCCUGAACUGCUGAGCUGUCAUCUCUUCAUCCCUGUAACAAAGGUUUUACUCAGACUUUAAUAUGCAUAAAACAAUUAGUAUAGGACAGCAACCCCAUCGCUCUAUGUGGAAUGCAAAAUGUUAGACUUAUUGAACAUCAUUAAUGUGUGUGAAAGAAAUAGAACACAAAUGUCAGUCUUUAAUUAGCUCUGAAAAGACAUAAAUUUGUUGUAAAUCCAAAUUUACUAAAUUUUGCAACUGUCAGAAACUACACAAAGCAAAUUCUCAGGUCAUUCUCUCUGAACAAUAAGUUAAUAGACUAUAGAAUGGAUUUUGAAAUACUCUGUAUUUUGUGUAAAUUAUUUUUAGUUAAAAGAGAAUGGUUGGAUUUUGAAAUACUCUUUUGUGUGAACUAUUUUUAGUUAAGCAAAAGAGAAUGGUUCUUGGGGCUGGAGAGAUGGCUUAGCAAUUAAGGUGCUUGUCUACGAAGCCUACAGACACAGGUUCUAUUCCCUAGUACCCCUAUAAGCCAG
This is a messenger RNA of Jaculus jaculus (lesser Egyptian jerboa), 2932 nucleotides long. Its product is annotated as zinc finger protein 58-like. Lineage: Eukaryota; Metazoa; Chordata; Mammalia; Rodentia; Dipodidae. Bases 1 to 1950 code for a protein of 649 amino acids. The record is from RefSeq and is a predicted model, not a curated record. Gene Ontology annotation, biological process: negative regulation of transcription by RNA polymerase II; regulation of immune system process; regulation of cytokine production. The transcript has 5 exons.